AUGGUGGCAUCCAAAGAAUGGACGCGAUUAUCCUUCCAGGAAGCCCUGGAGUUGGUCAGGCUUCCCGCUGAAUCUUCAGAGUCGCAAAAAUGCGUCAAGAGAUUCAUGAGCCGUCAGCCAGCUUGGGAGCCGGGCAAGGAGCUCCCUUGGGACUCACUGGGACUUGCUCCACCCAAGAUUACGAGAGGAGCUUACGGUGCUGUCGUCUACGCGCAAUCAUCUCUGGCGGCAGCACGUGUUGUUGGGGAAGAGGACCGCGAAGAAGGAAAUGGUGUGAAUGGGAAUAAGCGCGGGAUUCAUUCCAUCCACGCAGUCUUCACCAACCCAGGGCGCUCUGAUCGUCCCUUUAUUCUCGACGUGUCUGAAGUUCAUUCAAGUCGAUCAUUCUCAACUCGUCUAGUCAACGCGCGUCAACCAACUCAGCCCUCAAGUAACCCUGCCGGCCCAUUCCCCAUAUCCGAUGCUGAAGGACAACUGGACAACACCUGCUUGACAUGCCUCGUCACCUUCAAGCGACCUGUUCCCAGCCCCGAUGAUGUCCAGGACACUCCGCCUCAAGAACGAUACAGAGACAUUCUGUCGUCAAGAAACCCAGACGAAUGGGACCCUUGCCCACAAGCUGACCUUGAUGGACUAAAGGCCAAGUUCCCAAAUGCCGGUCAUGGGGCGUUUCCAAUCCUCGACAUGUACAAGGUCGACAUGACAGCCUUUAACGCCGAUAAGCCCAUACCUGACCGGAGGGAGCUUAUCUACUACCGAUUGCUCAAGCCCAUCCCCAAGGAGGAUGUCAAUGCACAUGUCGUAACCCAUGCAUUCGAAGCGGACCGAAACAGCCUCUUCAUGCUCGGCAACCACUUAGGCUACGGCCACGACUUGGGCAUAGCGGCGAGUUUGAGCUAUUCAUUCUAUGUACACGUCAAUGCUGAGGAGGCAAUCAUGGAGGGUGAUGGUUGGUGGAUUCAAGAGGCCUCUUGGUCACGCUUCAGCGCAGGAAGAGGCGCAAUGGAGAGUCGCAUGUGGAGUCCAGAAGGGAAGCAUGUUGCAACGGGCUAUCAAGAUGGGAUUGUGCUGCCGAUGACUGCGAAACCGGGUAGAGAGACCAAGUUAUAG
This is a messenger RNA of Fusarium keratoplasticum, 1110 nucleotides long. RefSeq lists its product as uncharacterized. Lineage: Eukaryota; Fungi; Ascomycota; Sordariomycetes; Hypocreales; Nectriaceae. Bases 1 to 1110 code for a protein of 369 amino acids. The transcript has 2 exons. Gene Ontology annotation, biological process: acyl-CoA metabolic process; fatty acid catabolic process. Gene Ontology annotation, cellular component: peroxisomal matrix. Gene Ontology annotation, molecular function: fatty acyl-CoA hydrolase activity. The record is from RefSeq and is a predicted model, not a curated record.